This is a messenger RNA of Brenthis ino (lesser marbled fritillary), 6171 nucleotides long. Lineage: Eukaryota; Metazoa; Arthropoda; Insecta; Lepidoptera; Nymphalidae. The record is from the annotation of a GenBank genome assembly.
AUGGAAGAACUCCUUCAAGACAUCUUUAGAGAAGCUACAGGACCGAAGCUUAUUUCUCUGAAGAAAUCAUGUCAGGAUGCGUUAGAAGUGCUAUGUAUGCAAGAAAGCAGCCGGCGGGCAUCGUACGAGCUGCGGCGCGCGUGCCUCCUGCCGCUGCAAAUCGCGCUCGAGAGCAAGCGCCCCCGCCUAGUCGCAUUCGCUCUCCAGGGGUUUCAUAAAAUAUUACGGGACGAUAGAUUCCACCGUGGUAUCGAACCAGAAGACGAUUCAUUAUGGAUGCCAUCGCAACUACUUUGUGCCACUACUUCGGUUAUGUACCAUCUGCCGGAUACACAGGUGCAAAUUUUCCGCAUGUAUCUAUCCAUGGCGUUGUCUCCGCGACGCACGCUGAACGGGCGGCUAUGCGUGUGGGCGUGCGGGCGCUGCGGGGAGGCGGCGGCGGCGGCGUCGCAUGUCGCGGCCGCUGCGAGGGCCGCCGCCGCGCAGAUGUUGAGGGCAUACUGUGCUCAACUGGAUGAAGAAUGUCAAGAGCUUUUGACUGAAGGAUCGCCAUUAGGAAGAAAUCAUAUAGUAGCGGUUGGAUGUUACAGCGAAGUGAUACCCGUCAUACAAUAUUUGUGUAGCAGACUUGCAGAAACACAAUUGAUACCAAAACAAAAUCCGUUAGCAUUAUUCUUUCUUGAUUGUCUCUUAACUUUGAUGUCAAGUCUCUCUGAACGAGUUAGUGGGAAUUCUCAUUUUACGACGUUCUUGUGGCAGAAAUUCUGUCCCUCACUAAUAUCCUUCUUGGGGACGCCGAGAGUUGAUAAAAAUAUCAAAUCCAGAGAACACGAUGGCCACCUGGUGGAUGACUCGGGAAGAGGCUCUGGUGCGUUAGUUUGCGCUCCAAGCUUUAAUAGUAAGCAAGCAAAGGCAAUUUACAGCAUAGCCAACCAGCUUGUGCGUCUUGUUGGUUCAACAUCAAAUCUACGGCCAGUUUUAGAAGCGUUAUAUCACAGGAUGCUGCUCUAUCCACCCAUACAACAUCGGGUAGAACCUUUACGUAGUGUUCGGGAAUUGCUUCACAAUCCGAAGAGAUUAUCUCAAUUAGUACUGAUCAAGAAAACAGAUCAUCCGGAACGACACAGCGAUGAUAUGGCCAUUAUAAGAUUAAUAAUGGAUGGCGUAGAAGAUUGUGGUAGAAGUGGUAAUCCUGAAGUCGUCGCAGCAGCUGUAGAAUGUGUCUUCUCGUUACUUGACGCAUUAGAAAAGCUUUGUUCUGGAUCCGUAGAAUAUUUACCGCUUGAUAUAGCUACGUUGAUUCUCAACCAUUGGCCAAAGUUGCAGGACGCUGAUUACACUGGACCCUUGACAUACCAGACAUUGGCAAGACUGCCAAGUCCAUAUAGAGAUGUCGUUGCAGUAUUACAAAGUAGCGAGUCAAAAGACCGCGACUCAUCUGAUACAUCAGGUCCUGAAAAUAUAAGUUCUGGAAGUGAAGCUGAAGCUGAUUCAGAUGCAGAUAAUGUGUUUCUACCCUCAAGGGCAAAUAAUCCCGUUUCACCAAAGAGCUCACCAGAAGAACCAUUCAAUGAUAGGACCAAAACUAUACCGAAAACAUUGAAUCUUGGAAGGUGUACUAUAACGGAAUGUAACGUCGAUCUUGAAAGACACAAUGCUAGACAGUUUGUUAAAACUCUACAGAACUCUCUUCUGCCAAAGUUGAUAAACCUCCGGACAUGCAUUGAGGUAGACGAAGCUAUGCAAGACUUCGCGUCCAAGUGCUGUCAGCACAACGCGUCGCAGCCGCCCGCCACGGCCUGCAUCAUGAACGCAGACGGCGUGUACCUCGCCACGUACGCCGCGCUACUGCUCACGCUGAAGCAACGCGCGCGGUACUACGGCGAGGUCAAUAAAACUCACGUGCCAUUAACAGAAGAUGAAUUUGUGGAUGAAGUUCAAAACAGCGGUGUGUUAGUGUAUUUGUCAGCGACGUGGCUCCGGGAAUUGUAUCAGCAAGUUCUAGCAAACGAUCUACUGAAAAACGUUUCUACGUCUGAGCAUCCACUUAUACAUUUGUUGUCAGAUUUAGGAGGACUAGAUCAGAAUCAUGUCAUGUCCGACUGGCAAAAGCUAAAAAAAGUAUCUAUGGUAUACAACAACAUGAACGACUCUCCACAAUAUCAAGCUAGCUUACGCUGGGCUAGAAGAAUUCUGACAUGUAUUUGGGAUUCAAUGGUCACAGUUCUCAGUGGACCGCUGACAGGAUACAGGAACAAAAAGCACAAAAUACGAGGAAUUAUAUCCAAAAAGAUUAAUACUUUUGGGAAACGUAAGCGAAUCGCUUGGGAAGGGCUUACUAUACAGUGCUUGGAAGGUCUUCAUAAGGCGGCAAGGAUAAGCACAACCCUUAGUCUCCAGAACCGUUGUAGCAGCAUAUUAGCGCUUCUAGCAAACUCAGCUAUAUCUCAACCCGCUAACGGAAAGAUUUUAUCAACUCAUGCAUUAUCAUUGGAUAUUCUUAUAUCAGGCGGUCUAGAGCUAGGAUCAAAGGCACCAGAAUGUUGGGAGCACAUAUUCGCGGCUUGUCAAUAUGUAUCGAGUUUUGAACACUCCCUAUUUGGACAACAAGGGAAUAAUGCAACUCCAAUAAUUACAAUGCAAACGGGACGGAAUAAAACCAUUUCCAUACUUCAAGCGGAUGCUAAAAUGAGUUUGGAUGGACGAGAUGAUGAAACUUGUGUUGACGUUUUCAACUUUCUGCAGCCUGUUCUAGAAAAUAAUCCAAAUAACGAUAUGACUGUGGCUAAAAUUGUGGAGACGUGCAGACAAGAGGGAGGUAACAUAAUAUCGGGCGCGGGGGCGGCGCGCGUGUGCUGCGCGCUGGCGGCCGCGGCCGACGCGCUGUUCACGCGCCUCGCCGCCACCACCACACUGCCCGCGCUGCGCGCCGCGCUGCAGCGCUUGGUCACACAUAAUCACACGCUGCUAUUUUCCUCAUGGGAGCAGGACAUCGCAAACAACAACGCCACCUGGUGGCGGCGGGGCAAGUCGGGCGCGGGCGCGGCGGGCGGCGAGGCGGCGCGCGCGCUGUGCCGCGCCGGCGACGUGGCGCUGCGCUGCCUGCGCGCCGCCCGCCCGCUCGCGCACCGCAUGGCCAUAUGGACUGUUGUUGGUCCGCAUUUUAUGCAGGCGGCGUGCCACAAAGAUAUUCAAAUAUCAAGUCUCGCUAUACAAUGUCUGCACGACUGCGCAACGGCAUUACUUAAUCAACAAGUAGAGCUUCCACAUUUCCAUUUCAAUGAAGCUCUUCUAAAGCCAUUUGAAAAUCUCUUAUGUUUAGAGUUAUGCGAUGAUGACAUUCAGGAACAAAUAAUUUCUUGUAUCUGUGAAUUUGUUGAAACAAACAGGAUGGAAAUUCGAUCAGGUUGGCGACCAUUAUUUAAUACAUUAAGAGCUGCUAAUAACUCAAAUCAAUAUUCCGCCAUUUUGGAAAUAUUUAAAGUAUUCCUUAACACGGAUAACACAUUAGUAUUCGCGAAUGCAGCACUUGAUUGUAUUCUAUGCCUUUUAAGUCAUAUCAAAGGUCUCCAUUAUGAAGAAGUCCAAACAACUGAAGUGAAGCCAAAAAAAGUAACAACACCAUCGCAGCCCAAACCAAGCUUAAGUCUGAAGUUUUCAAAAAAUAGCAAAUUUAUACCUCUAAGUGAAGAGAAAACAGAAAAGGUGAUAGUAGAUAUGUGUAGAGAAGCAUUGUAUCAUUUAGAAAGUUGUGCUGAUAUUUUGACAAUGAUGUAUAAUAUGCCGAAAUGCCCAAUAUUCAACACAGGUAAUAGAAUUAAAGGAGACCUGCCUUUAUCCGUGGUAGAUCCUAUAAUACCAAGUGGAUCAUUAGAUGUAACAAAAUAUAUUGUCAAUGAAAAUUGCGAUGAAGAAUUAAUUUCAUAUAGGAAACUAUCAACGACUUUACCGCUGUCAAAUACUACAAAUAAUUGCUUAUUAAAGCUCGACAAGCCCAGCAAUAUCCUCAAAGUCUGGUAUGUCCUUAUUGAAGGAUUAAUUUCAGCUACUGUUGUUUGCUCAAAGAAAAACCAACCAGCAGCUAUGGAAACUCUUUUCAAAUUAUUAAGAAAUAUAUCUGAGGUGCCUGGAACGCAUUUCGGACUACAUUGUAUAAAUCAUUUAUUGUUGCCAACUGUGCAAAAUUGGUUACGGCAAAUAUCAAAAAUAUCAAAUACACACUGGGAUAGUAUUAUACCAAACUUUAAACAAUAUUGUGGAAUGACUACAGACACUAUCGUGAUAUACUUGCACCAGUUGCAGCAAAUUAAUAUUGAGAGGACAACUACUGACGAAAAAGUUGACGGCGUAUUAUCUGAACCAAUAGAAAGCUUAGAAACAACAUUUGCAUUAAAGCAAAUAAUGUUAAUUUUGGUCGAAUGUAUUGCACAGCCGCAGGAGCCAAUAGCUCGAUUAGGAGCAUCUUGUAUACGACACAUUAUUUUAACUUCUGGGCAUUUAUUAACAGACAACCAGUGGGAAAUUAUUUGUACCAGUCUACACAGAGCAUGUAAUGUGAGUUUAAGUCCCCUUAAACAACUGACUUAUGCCUUUAAGGAAAAUUCAAAUAGUUUCUAUGGAGAUCUAGCUAUAGUAAAAGUAGCUGCACGACGUGAUUGUUCUGUGAAUGAUAACGUAAGAUUACAUGCCAUGGCUCAGCAAGUGUUUUUGACAGAUCAAUUACGAGGUGAUAAUUUAAAACAAAAUACCAAGAAUUCAGCUCAAAUUUUAAUAGAUGAUCGCAGCUACAUAUUCCUUAUUUAUCUAGAAGAAACAAUUAAUAGCCUAAAUACUGAUUUAUAUACUGUUAGAAUACCCAAUAGAGGAUUGGUCGUAGGUCUUCUGGCUCAUCAAAUAUUAGUCCAAAUCAUCGCGACUGUGCUAAUACAAGCCUCAUCAGAUGUUUUUCACGGUAUUAAUAGUAUACUGAUAGAAAGUCUUAAGAGUGGCACAAAUGUAUGUAAUUAUAAGUUUUUCUUAAAUAAAAAUAAUUCUGAUCUUUUACUCAAAAGUUUAGAAUUAUCGUACACAAGAGCGAUGCAGUUCGACUCAAGACCAGGACUAAAAUUCCUUGUUCAAAAAGUAUCCAAUUUAGAUCAUGCAGCUAAUCUCUACAAGCAGACCUCUUCGUCUUGGCUAAUAAAAAUCAUAGCAUUAACGGAAAUAUUUUUUAGUGGUGUAAUGAAAUUUAAAAUGAAAUCCAAUGACGUGUCAAUUAUAUUAAACAACUAUAAAACCACAUUAAAUAUGACUCUGGAAUAUGAUCAAUUUAUAGUGAAAAUAUUUGAUCUAAAAGCCACUUGGGAGUUGGUGUGCAGCAACUACGUCAAACAUCUAAUAAAUGUAAAUGAUUUCGAAGAUUGCGAAACGGUCAAGGGUCGUAUUUCAUGCAGUUCAGACGAAUCAGAUUCGUCUUCGAAUAAUUAUGACCGAUUCUACUCGCAAGAACCCACAAACGCGCCAGAUAUAGCUAUUACACGUACUAAUCAAAAUAUUAAUGUGUCCAUUGAACAGAAAUCUGAGAAACCAAAACCUUUUACAUUCGCCGACUUUAAAUCUAACACAAUAUCUGACGACUCAACAAAGGAAAACAUAUCAUCUGUUGACGAUUAUAAAGAGGACAAGCUCAAAAAUAUAUCCCGUGCUCUUGAAAAAUCCGAAGAUAAGAUUGAUAAUGGUAACAAUGAAUAUGAGACAACGAAAUAUAGCAGUCGUAAAUCAGCAGAUUAUCCCCAAACUGAUAUAAGUCCAGUAAAGUUAAAACGACGAUGCGCAUCGGAGAACAACGAUGGUAGUAGGAAAGUCAACAUCACAAUAUGCGACGAACCUACGUAUGAAAAGAAUAAAAAUAUUGAACCAAUAAUUCCACCACAGCCCGUUCCUCCGGAAAUAGAACAACAAAGAACACUCAGUAUUAAUAAGGAUAUGGAGGUGCAAAGGAACUGUUUGCAGAAUAUAUUGAUGGCAUAUCUAGAAUUGGUGUUAACAUUUCCUUUAGAACGGUUUCAGCUAGUGUACCCGGUAUUACAGACGGGGUUCAUACAACUCGCUAAAACGGUGACAGAUCCGCAGCUACUCGAUAGAAUCAAUAUAUUUUUCGAUAAAAAAGACUUAACCGAACUUAGAUAUAAG